UUUCUGAAAAAUCAAUCACAGAAAUGAAAAAUCGAACAUCUGUGACAGAUUUCAUCCUCCUGGGUCUGACUGAUAACCCAGAUGUACAGGUCAUGAUUUUCUUCUUUUUAUUACUCAUGUAUGUAAUGAGUGUCACUGGAAAUCUUACUAUCAUCAUUCUUACCUUGCUGGAUUCCCACCUAAAGACCCCUAUGUACUUUUUCCUCAGGAAUUUCUCCUUUUUAGAAAUUUCAUUUACUUCUGUCUGCAAUCCUAGGUUUUUGAUCAGCAUCCUAAGUGGAGACAAAUCUAUUUCCUAUAAUGCUUGUGCAACUCAGCUAUUUUUCUAUAUCCUCCUUGGUUCAACAGAGUUUUUUCUUCUGGCUUCUAUGUCCUAUGAUCGUUACGUAGCUAUCUGCAAACCCCUACAUUAUACAGUCAUUAUGAGUAACAAGAUCUGCUACCAGUUGGUAGGCAGCUCUUGGCUGGCUGGUUUCUUGGUCAUCUUUCCACCACUGACCAUGGGCCUGCAGCUGGAUUUCUGUGACUCCAAUAUCAUCGACCACUUCACCUGUGAUUCUGCUCCUUUACUGCAAAUUUCUUGCACAGACACAAGUACUUUAGAGCUCAUGUGCUUUGUUUUAGCUGUGCUGACUCUUAUGUCCACUUUGACGUUAAUAAUUCUCUCCUAUUCUUACAUCCUCAGAACAAUUUUGAGAAUCCCCUCAGCUCAACAAAGAAAAAAGGCCUUUUCAACCUGUUCCUCCCAUAUGAUUGUUGUCUCUAUCUCUUAUGGAAGCUGCAUCUUCAUGUAUGUGAAAACAUCAGCAAAGGAAGGAGUUGCUUUGACAAAAGGAAUAGCUAUGCUCAAUACCUCUGUUGCCCCUAUGCUGAACCCAUUUAUUUACACCUUAAGGAACCAGCAGGUGAAACAAGCAUUUAAGGAUGUUGUAAAAAAGUUACGCUCCUCAAAAACAUUUCUCUGGCUGUAAUUUAUAACUGAAACAUACACAGUUUUAAACCAAGAACCAAUGAAUGAUUUUUAAAAAUACCUUCUCUGUCGUCUUUUAUGUCUUCUCAGAAUUACAAUUGUUUAUGCUAUUUUGGAUAUAAAAUCUUUAUAUUGCAAAUCCUUCUUAAAUAACUUUGAGAUUUUAUUUGCUUAUUUUUAGAAAGAGGG
This is a messenger RNA of Phyllostomus discolor (pale spear-nosed bat), 1159 nucleotides long. Its product is annotated as olfactory receptor 6C76. Lineage: Eukaryota; Metazoa; Chordata; Mammalia; Chiroptera; Phyllostomidae. The record is from RefSeq and is a predicted model, not a curated record. The transcript has a single exon. Gene Ontology annotation, biological process: G protein-coupled receptor signaling pathway. Gene Ontology annotation, cellular component: membrane. Gene Ontology annotation, molecular function: olfactory receptor activity; G protein-coupled receptor activity. The coding region runs from base 24 to 971 and encodes 315 amino acids.